AUGCAUUUUGUUGAGGUCGAGUUCAACUAUCAGGUAUGGCCGACGCAGUUCGACUUUUACUUCGAUUCCGGGGCCGGCAGUGUGAAGGCCAUUACUUGUCCCCAUAACGGAGUCUGGGUUACUAUAUGGAGCAAUUUACCAGACAACAUAACUGAUGCCAUACAAAAAGUCUCACACGUUGUGAUGUCAUCAUGCUAUUCGAAUUUCUAUCGUGUGGAAUUCGCACUGUCUCAUCACUUUCUGUGGGUAGACGCUAUUUCAUUACGCGGACAUAGCAAUGGUCAAUCGUUUCAAGGAUGGGUUUCACAUGUUUAUGGAGAGUCAUCGCAACGUGAAGGGUAUGAGUCAUCAUAUAUCAUAGGUCUUAAUGACAGUCUCGUUUGGCAGCCGCAAUCGCCUCUUAACCUGUCCUAUGUGGAGGUUAUGUUCGACAACAAAGUGCAUGUGACAAGAGUUGACAUCUACGAAACGUCCGGUGCAGGAAGCGAGCAGGCGAUUAAGUGUAACGUUGGCGGAAACUGGAUAAGUCUUUGGAGCACAACACCAGUCAGCUCUUCUAAUGAUGCGCAAAUAUUUUCUCCAAAGCUGACCGCUUCAUGCUUUUCGAACCACAUCAUGGUCGAAUUUCAAUUAAUUCAACAUGACGUGAAAGUCGACGCUAUUCGACUGCAUGCAGACAAAUCGCCUAUAUCAAUCCAAUUGGGAAUGACGCAAGAGCUAUACCAAGCACAGGAAAUUAUGAACAGAUCUAGCCUAGCCACAUGGAGACCCGCUGACAAGGGGCCGUACAGAUAUAUACGGAUUCAGGGAAGCCAACAACAAGAAGCCCUGCAACUCUGCAAUCUCCAAAUAAAGGGAUACCUUCCCUCAAGGAAACCACUCUUCCAGCCUGUCAAGUUCAUAACAAUGUCGAUUCCUCGGAUCGGUACAGUCUCCAAUAUUCAAAGUGUCAUCGCAUGCGCGACCAUCUGUACUAGUCAAACCGCACCGCCAUGCGUUACAGCACAGUUCGACCCGGAAAAGCACAGCUGCGCUAUGUUCGGAGGAUUUGAGCACCGAAAAGACAACGACGACAGAAAUGAGACGAUGGUGCUCCAAUUUGCAGCUCUCUUGUUUCAAAACUAAAAUUUUAUUGUUAAAUCUUUAUUUGCAAAUGUCCUAUGAAGAAUAUACUACUUUCGAACCUAAAUAUUUAAUCUUAAGAAUUAUCAUAAAGAAAGGGGACAUUGUUAUCCGCCCCACUAGUAGAGUAGCUGAUUUCAUAGCACUUAGGUAAUUUCUAGAAAACAACACUCCUUUUGUCACUGUAUUUGUACGGAUUGUACAUGCUAAUAUGGAUCGACACUCAACGCACAUGCCUAAGCAUGGUUGUCAUUAAGACAGACUCAAAUGAUUUUCUCAGAGUAUUUUGUUUAUGGUUGACAUAAUUAGUAAUUUGUUUGAAUCAUAUUACAUGUAUUCAGCUUUCUUCUUUCGAUCAAUCAGAGGCAGGAACACGUGUCGAAUAUAUAUAACACACUUGAAGUGAUUCCUUGUUACAUAUAAACGAUUUCCUUGUGCGAGAAUAGCCGAUCGUAGACUUGAUAAAUAAGUUUUGUUUAUUUAACUUGUUUACUAUUUUAGAUGAAGUCAAUGUUCUUGUAAUAUAGUGUAAGGUCCGUCAUUAAUACAAUUGCAUUGUUUUCCUCCUUGCUCUUCGUGUUCUUUCUCGCCUAUUUCUUCUUCUUUUAUUUCUUCCUCUAUUGGUAUUAUUAGUAGUAAAAGUAGCUGUUGUUGUCUGUUGUAGUGGUGAUAGUGUUGGUGUUGUUGCUUUUGUUUUUGUUGUUCAUUGUGUAAAUACUAUGGUGGUGAUGGAGGUAUUGAUGGAAAUGUUGAUGGUGAUGGUGAAACUGAUAAUGAUGGUGGUGAUGGUGUUGGUGAUGAUGGUGACGGUUGUAGUGAUGGUGGUGUAGGUAAUAAUGGUGGUGGCGAUGGUAGUAGUGAUUGUAGUGGUGGUGGUGGUAGUAGUACUGAUGGGGGUAGAGAAAUUGGUGGUGAUGGUGGUAGUAGUGAUUGUGGUAGUGAUGGUGAUGGUGGUGUUGGAGAUGGUGUCGGUGGUUAUGAUGGUGGUGGUGAUGGUAUUGGUGGCAAUGCUUGUGUGGAUGAUGGUGGUGGUGACGGUGGUGAUGGAGGUAAUGAAAUAAGUAGUAGUAGUAGAAUAAGUAGUAGGUCUUGUCAUUUUUCUUGCUGUUGUUGUUGCUUAUCUUUGUGUUCAAGCCCUAGUUGUUGUUAUAGUGUUGGUAUUGAUGAUGUUGUCGUUGUGCCUUAUUCUUCAUGUAUGUGUUGUACUUAGUGUUGUGGUGUUUGUAUUUGUUGUUGCCCAAGGUGGUGGUGAUAGUGGUGUUGUUGGUGUUGUUUUUUUGUUGUUGUUGUGUUAAAUUGUGUUAAUACGAUGAUGGCUGUGAUGGUAAUGGUGUAGAUGAUUGUGGUGAUUGUGGUGGUGAUGGUUGUAGUGAUGGUGUGGUUGAUGGUGAUAGUGAUAGCGGUGUUGAUGGUUGUGAUGAUGGUAGUUGUUGUGGUGAUGUUGGUAGUGAUUUGGGUGGUGGAUAUUGUGGUGACAGUGGUGAUGGUGGUUAUGGUGGUGGUGAAGUUUGUUGUGAAGGUGGUAGUGAUGGUGGUGGUGAUGGUGGUAGUGAUGGUGGAGGUCGUGGUGGUUUUGGUGGUGGUGGUGAUGGUAGAAGUAACAGACGCAGUAGAAUAAUAAAAAUAGGUGUUUUUGUUGUUUUUAUUUUUGCUUUUGUUGUUUUUCUUAUGUGUUGUAGCCCGUGUUGUCGUUAUAUUGUUGUUGUUGAUUAUUUUGUCGUAUAUCAUUUUGCAUCUUGUGUUUUGUUCAUUGUGUUGUUGGUGUUUGUAUUUAUGUAAAGUUGUUGUUAUUCGUUUGAAUGUUUAUAGUUUUGCGACGCGUUUGUAAAUGUUGUUUUAGAGUCAUAGCUUUUGUUCUUGAGAUUAUAGUUCGUCUAAAUAGUUUGCGUUGUUGUUUAGGUAGAGAAAAACUUAUAAUAUGUGUUGCUUUUUUAACAAUAUAGUAGUAAAUUACUAUUUAUAAAACUAAACAAAAAUGAAUCCCCUUUGUUCCUCAAACAUGAUAUGCUCAAUAACAGUAGAAAAUUGCUGAUCAAAAUGACAGAUGUACUAUCUCUAUUGCAUAACAUAUAACAAUACUUACGUAUUUGCUCGUAUGGUAAACAAACAUGUCGUCUUAAUGAUAUGCACGUUAGAAGUCAGUUGAACCCGUUCAAUGCACAAUUAAUUGUAUGUUUCAAUUGAGAUUUACGUUAUUUAAUGGGAUUAGUUUUGUACAAAAGAUACUGUAGCAGAGAAAAGAAUGAUACAAUUUGUAUGGAGCGUAUGUGAUCCACGUACAAAUAUUUUAACUUACCAUUAACAUAAAUAUUACUGUAAAAGCAUUUAUAUUCGGCCGAAUGAAAUGUCGUUUUUUUAACAAUGAUGUUUUUGUGGACACGUUUAUUCGUGAUAUCUGAUUUUGGAAGAAAAUAAGAAAUUUGCAUCGGUCAUUUUCCGAUAUUAUUGUAUGUAAUUUGUGGAUUCAACAAAAAUUAAUGUACCACAAAUAAUACUAAUUUUACAGUAACGGUAAUGUGUAUACAUGAAAGUAUGCUUAUCGACCUUUAUGCAUAAGCUUAGACUCUAUAUUUUAUAAGAACUUGGACAUAUACAUGUUGUAAUUUAAUUUCUUUUAUAUAAAACAGAUUUAAAGUUGUUGGUGAUGAGACUGUUUUAAUUAAAAAAUAUACGUAGACGU
Dreissena polymorpha is the source of this 3802-nucleotide messenger RNA. RefSeq lists its product as uncharacterized. NCBI's taxonomy places the organism in Eukaryota, Metazoa, Mollusca, Bivalvia, Myida, Dreissenidae. The transcript has 9 exons. The record is from RefSeq and is a predicted model, not a curated record. Bases 1 to 1125 code for a protein of 374 amino acids.